UUUCAGGGCUCGGUGCAACCACCACACACACUCUUUUGACUUCUCUCUCACACAUAUGGACAAAUACACACACACACACACACACACAGCGCAAAGGGGAUCUUGGCAGCAGAGGAGCCUAAAAGUCAUUGACCGAACUCACAUCAGCCGCCUUUGUCUGCACAGCGUUUGAAGAAGAGAAGAAGAGCAAGAGGUGAUAGAGAGGACUGUAAAGACGAGUGUAAAGAGGGUCAAAGGAGUGCAUCGCUUUGGGUUUGUUUAAGUCGUUCAAUUAAAUCAACGGCUGAAAAUGGAGAACACGUGAGGGGAAAGAGGAGCGAGGGUAAACUUGGGGCAAAAAUGCUGCUGGCUAAAGUUUGUGGAUAUUUCUAGAGGGAUUUCAUUUUAUUGCCCUUGAACUUUGAGGAAGAAACGCACAGGGUCGACAGAGGACUGCGAAGAAGCCUGUAGGUGGAACAUUGGGUUCUCCAGGAAACAUGGCAGCCACCAACCCUUUCUCCUGCCCCUUUUUUCUCUCCUUCCUCUUUUUAUUCUUGGUGAUCCGGCCAGCCUUCGCCCAGGGUCCAUCAGUUACAGCUGUGGGAGUAACUGAGGAUUCACCUACCACACUGACUAACCAGACAACUACCAGCUAUACAGAGACCACCCAAAACACUCCUCCAGAGACAGGGCUUUCCACUCCCAACAGUGGUGGAGAUACAGAUGAUGAGGAUCUCCCUCCUGCUGGUGGGACACGUUGCCAGGGUUACUAUGAUGUCAUGGGUCAGUGGGACCCACCUUUCAACUGUAACGCCGGUGUCUUCCUGUACUGCUGCGGUACCUGCUUCUACCGUUUCUGCUGCCAGUUCCGUCAGCAGCGCUUGGACCAGAACAUCUGCUCCAACUAUGACACUCCCAUCUGGGCAAACACUGGCAAACCAGUUGCCACCAUUACUGAGGGACAGGGAGACCUGGACCGGGACCGCACGCAACUUAUCGUGUACAUCAUCUGUGGGGUGGUGGCCAUCAUGGUACUGGUUGGCAUCUUUACUAAACUGGGCCUGGAGAAGAGCCGUGGGGGAAGCGGAGGAGGAGUAGGAGGGGCAGCACAGGCCGACCUCAACUCCAGGACGCUGACAGACCUGCUGAAACAGCAGGGGAAUGAGGUGAGCUCGGUGGAAAAUGCCACGGCCAGUCCGCCCAGUGCAGGGAGAGUCAACGGCGUCUCAGCCAGGAUGCUGCGCAGCAGGAGUGAACAGUACCAGCUGAAUAACUCUGCUUAUGGACCAUUUGGACAAGGGCUUCCACAGCCUCACAGCAACCACAGCGCAGUGGGACUGAACAAAUACACCUCCCUCAAAGCUGUGGCUGAAACUGCAUCUCGGAGCUACUACAAGAGCUUCCCUCUCAUGGAUUUCUCCCACUACCAGCCUGUAGCCCCGCCUGCCUUCCAGCCUGUGCCCAUUCCACCUAAAGAGAAAUCAUACAUCCAUCACCAACCCCUGCCAGCACACCACGAUAUCCACUCCCCUCUUUCAAUCUCCAUCCCCCCCAGCCACCUCAAGCAAUCACGCCUCUCUAAGACAACCACACACCCGUUUCUCUCCAACUCGGCCUUCAAAGCAUGGGAGCCAAACGCCCGCCAUGUCCACAGGCAGACCUCCGCCCCAGCGCAUGCUUCCACCUCUCUGCACAGCUCCACCCGGAGACACAACUACUCAACCCGGAGGCAGCAGAGCACAGAGAAUGUCCCAGAUCUCUAUACUCAACCCUAUGGAGGGAUGUAUGGAGGAACUGGAGGGGGAGCAGGACAGGGGCCACAUGUCCAGGGGCAACAUCCAUCUCAACCCACUUAUUACCACCACACCAGACAGAAGAGCUACUCCACCCACAGUGCAAAUGAGGUGACUGUCUGAGCGGCAGCAACUCAGAGUGCGGCCUUCCACCAUAUUUAACACAAAAACGAAAACGCUUUAGCGUAAGACAAAAGGGCCAGAGUUUGGGACAGCAUGUCCAACAUGUGGUUAAUUAAACAAGGAGUUUUUUUAAGACACGAAAAAAUGAAAAGGGGUGUUUUCAUAAGAGGAAACAGUCAGGUUCAGGAGGAAAACAGUGCAGAACCACCACUUUGUAGAAAAUGGACUGUGCUGGUAAAGGUUAUUACCGCACUUGACCAAAUGUCUCGUAUAAUAAAUGUUUAGAUUUCACCCAAGGAUAUCUCAAAUCCACUCUCAGGCUUCAAUAGGCUGCAAAGCUAUAAAAAUGUCCAACUACUAAAGAUUUUCCACUACAGUGUGCUUCAAUUGCGGUUGUACAGGCCAUAUGGUACGGAGCCUCGCAAGGGACAUGUUAGAAAAAAAAAUAAAGAUGAACAUUUGCGAGAUCUCGCAAAUGUUUUAGUCGCAUCCUUCAGAGGCCGCCAGCUCGUAGCCGACCGGGAGGUCGAGGCACGAUGUGCCGGGAGUGCGGUGUUCCCCCCGGCUGUAGUGCACCUCAACCUCCCUUUAGCUUCAAGCUGGUGGGUAACAGACGUCUCCGAAAACGCCGGAGCACUUUUGCA
Messenger RNA from Maylandia zebra (zebra mbuna), 2539 nucleotides. It is a transcript of the gene shisa8b, whose product is annotated as shisa family member 8b. Gene Ontology annotation, biological process: regulation of short-term neuronal synaptic plasticity; regulation of AMPA receptor activity. Gene Ontology annotation, cellular component: postsynaptic density; AMPA glutamate receptor complex; postsynaptic membrane. NCBI's taxonomy places the organism in Eukaryota, Metazoa, Chordata, Actinopteri, Cichliformes, Cichlidae. The record is from RefSeq and is a predicted model, not a curated record.